AUUAAUUGAACUCCACUGGCCAGAAGCUCUUACAAAAUGGAGACUUGGAAAAUACUGAUUUUGAUAAAUGUGAUUAAAAAAUUAUCUUGAAUAAAUCCCGAUCAACCAAACUUAAAUCGACCCAGUUACACAAACCAAUCGGAAAAAUGAAGCUAUUCCUAACAAGGUUGUGUGACCGAGCAGUGAGCCAGAGCGGAAGCCGGGCAAGAUUGCCUUCAAAGUAAAAGAUUCAUUUUUUUCAUUUUGGGUUAAUAAAGACUAAUUUAACAAGUGGAAAGUAACGAACAUAAAGAUUGAUGUUCAUAUUAUUCGAGGUCUUGUUGAACUGGAUAUAGAGGUUAGCAAGGGAAAAUCCGCGCAACACUUUUACAUGAAAUUGGACAUUAUCUUGGCAAUUUCUCCCGGAAAAUGUAGUUUCGACCCCGGCCAAAAGACAGUGUUAUUUUACGAGAGCCCCGUCUGCCCCUUACACUCAAAACAGAUUACAGCAUUGACAAAAAAAAGAAAACAAUAAUAAUAAUAAUAAAACGAGUGCUACUUUCUCCGGGUAUAAUUCAUGGAGUGUGUCUGAUUUAAACUCGACAUGAUUGUUAUUUGGAGAUCGUCAUCUGUUGGCUGUUCAGACUCACGGGCGACCGCUCAGCUGUUAAAUCGCUGGUAAUGUAUUUUUUACAGCACACUGAUAUCCUUCAGUAAACGGAUGUGUCAUUAUCAGCGCGCAGACCCCUUCGCGUUAAUGAGUAUGUUAUCCGCGUGACAGCGGUUUAUUUGAAACCUUCGCCGACGUAAAGCAGCAAAUUGCUCACUACGGUUGCAGCCAUGGCUUCGGCGCUGAAUUGCUUCAGUGGUCCCGAGGUGCUGGAGGAUGUGAAUCACGCUCGGGGUUUGAUAAAAGAGUUGAAAUUUCUUUACGACUGUCGGCUGUUGGGAGACGUUACUAUCGGAGUAGAGUGCGAAGAGGAGUCACAGGAGGACAGCGGCGAGUCGGCCCGAGGUGACAUUGACCAACUUUUCCUGUGUAGUCGCAACGUCCUCGCCGCUGCCAGCCCUUACUUCAAAAGCAUGUUCACCGGGGGCUUGAAUGAGAGCAUGCAGGACAGAGUGGUCAUCCGCGGCGUGGACGCUGAGUCCAUGUCUGUCAUCAUCGACUAUUGUUACACGGGCAGGGUGACCAUCACGGAGAGCAACGUCCAGAGGCUGUACGCAGCGGCCAACAUGCUUCAGCUUGAGUACAUCAGGAAAGCCUGCUCCAGUUUCAUGUCAAGGAGGCUGGACCUCUCCAACUGCGUGGGGAUACUGAAAUUUGCAGACACCUAUGAUAAUCCUGAACUGAAGGAGAAUGCACAAGCUUUCAUAGCCAGGAACUUCAGCCAGGUGUGUAAUGGAGGGGACCUUUGUGAGCUGGAUCUGGUGCAGAUCAAGGAGUUGCUGUCUCUGAACACUUUGGAUGUGGACUGUGAAAGGAAGGUGUGUUCAGCUGCUUUGCAGUGGAUUGAAGCCAAUGCACUGCAGAAAAGGGAGGAUGCAUUACAAGCACUGAAGUGUGUGCGCUGGAACUUGUUUGCCGACAAGGACAAGUCUUACCUGGAGGGUCUCAUGGCGAGGCCUUUAAUUGAGAAAUAUCUUGCAUGUUUCUUCAGCAGGUCCGCUGAGGACGGCUGUGAAAUGUCUGAAACUCUGGAUGUACCAAAACACAGAAUAGGUGUCAGUGCAAAAGAAAUGAUUCUCUUUUUCGGCCUACCCAACGAUAACAUUAUGUGUUGCGACCCUUACUCAGAGGACCUGUAUUUCAUGGCUCCUCCUUUAGAGGACCUCAGCAGUCAGGAUUACAAACGUUCCACCAUGGAGUCUCUCAUUGCCUGUGCCACGCCUGAAAACAACUUGUUCCUAGCCUCACACCUCUCUAAACACUUCUGGUUGUACAACCCUGUCCUCAACAGCUGGCAGGAGUUGGCAGAGAGACCACUGGGGAGGAUACACUCUGGGAUGGGCUACCUCAACGGCCACGUCUACCUUUUGGGAGGAAGAAAUCCAGUGACGGAUGCCAGAUUGAAGGAGGUCGAGUGUUACAGUGUCCAGAGGAACCAGUGGACGUUUGUGGCUCCUCUGCCUCAUUCAUUAGGUAAAAUGCAGGUUGUGGCUCUAAAUGACCAGUUGUAUGUGGUGAACAAAAGGAGAAUGCUUUGUUAUGAUCCUAAGAGGAACCGCUGGCGCCACUGUGGGUCUCUGAGAAGAGACAAGCUUCACAAGGCCUGCGUGUUUCAGGACCAGAUCAUCUGUGUGUGUGACAUCCCUGUGGUGAAAGCCUACAGCCCCACCAGGGGGGAAUGGAAGAGGUUGGGUGACAUUCCUAUUGACAGCCGUGCUCUAAAUUACCAGGUGAUCCAGCACAACAACAAGCUGCUGCUCCUGACUCAGACGUUACUGCAGCACAACAAAAACAGGGUCCUCAUCCAUGAAUACGACUCAGCCAGGGACACAUGGAAGAACGUCAUGGCUGUGUAUGUGUCCACCCUGGGGCCCGUGUGUGUUUCCACACGUGUGUACCCAGCAUGUCUAGGCUCUGCACACAGCUUCUCUACAGAGGAGGACGACGACAGUGGCUCCAGUGCCGACUGGGACUUUGAUGGGCUGACAGACGCAGACUCUGACUCUGGCAGCUCUAGCUCUUUCUCAGAUGAGAACUGGUAGUGGAAAUGUGUAACUGUGUCAAAGAAAAGUUUAUUUAUAAUUUGACAGACAUAUACAGCACUCUCUCUGUCAGGAGAGGUGACAGAUCCAGAUUUAAUUUCAUAUUAAAGCCAACAUGUACAGAAGCAGCCAUCAAAAUGUUAAAUUCCCCAGUGUUGCUACUGGUUAUUUCCAGAAGGAGAGAAAAAACUGAGCAGAAUAGAGUUCAGUGAUUCUCUUCCAUUUAUUUCACACAGUGAGGACAAAUGCCAAGAGACAAGGGCUUUACUCUUCCAUCUGUUAUGUCCUGCCAGCGUAUAGUAAAACAGUUUAUAAUUGGAGCACAAAACUGAGGCUAGGCUCAAAAACACUCAGUCCUACACUUCCCAUCAUGCAGUGAUUUCCAAACUGAGCCUUUGCAGUAUACACCAUAGGGAAAAGGGAAUGAAACUGAAGUCUAACUCAACUUUUCCCAUCAGAGACAUUUUAACAAAUACAAGUGAUAAAGUGAUAAGAUAAUUAGCUACAUGAACUCAGCCUUUGUUAAUGUUAUUAAUUCUGUCAUCUACCAAUGUCUGCUGGGAAAAAAAAGUCUGUUGACGUUAACGCUCUGAUGCUAUGAAGAUUUAGUAGGGAAAAAAAGACAUUUAAAGGACAAUAUUAACUGACUUUUUAGGUGUUGAAAAGGGGUAAAAGAGACAUCAGUCAAAUCCGAAAUACAAAGUUGCUCUUCUUGCUCUUGAGUUCAUUGAUAAAGCAGGAGAGUUUUGUGUCCUUUGUUGUCUGUUAGCUACAUUUUCCAGGAGGUCGUGACAAAAAGGGUUUGGGAACCAAUGCCAUAAUGCAGCUUUAAUGUUGUUUUUGUUUUUGGUCAGCCUCUGUUCUUGGCUGCAGAGGCAGGACUUUAUACUUGACAAUGCUUCUCCAGAGCCACAACAGACAUUACAGUCCUAUCUUAUUUAGCUUGAAUAAAUGAGCACACCUGCUUAUUAUUAGUGUAAAAUCAAGACCAGACCGUGACUUGUGGGACAUCAGGCAACUCAAGUGCCUCAUGUUUAUGUCAGAUAACUGGUCAUUUACAGGGCUUUAAAAUUUGCUGUGCUUAUGUUGCUGAUGCACAUUAAGAUGCCACACACAGCAGGUGUUGUGAAAACUACAGUAUGAAAUGUAGAAGCCAAUGCACUGUACCCUCACUCAGGUUCAGGCUUCAGCCUGUUUGCCAUGAUUGAAUUUUUUGUAGGUGUAGUAAAAUUCAGUGUUUUUGGUGACAUGACUAAUUUUAUGAAAUUUAUUUGAAACUAUUUUAUUGAGUGGACGUGUGAUUUUGUUGUUUUUUGGGGGGGGCGCGGGGUAACUUAACGUAUUUGCUACAAGCAAGAAAUUCGAGUGUUUUGAGUGUUGUUUGGUGCUGAUGAAUUGUUUUAGUUGAAGGACAUUUUUAUCAGCAUGUAAUAAAACUGGAAGCCAUUGUCCUCCCCAGCACCCCAUACACUCAGUUACCAGUUUAUUAGCAGCAUCGAAACACGCAGAAGUGUUUGUAAUCUGAGUAAAAAGAAUUGUAGAAUUUCAAGUGUACAAUACAUCAUAGCAUCAACACCUCUGGAAAACAGAUGGAACAAACACUGAACAUUCUAACCUUCAUGAAGUUAAGUUUUAUUACAGGGCUACAGGACUGAUUGGACUUAGUUGUACCUAAUAAUGAACUGGUAAAUGAGUGUAGAUCCUACUGUUGUGUCUCAGAUGGAGAGAAGUGCUAAUGCGUGCAUGUGUGUGUGUGUGUGUGUGUGAUGGUGAAGGGCUGGUUGGUUGUGGUAAUACUCAUGGUCUGG
Molecule: messenger RNA, 4499 nt
Organism: Scatophagus argus
Lineage: Eukaryota; Metazoa; Chordata; Actinopteri; Scatophagidae
Gene: kbtbd7
Product: kelch repeat and BTB (POZ) domain containing 7
Exons: 1
Coding region: 820-2691 (623 amino acids)
Molecular function (GO): protein binding
Source: RefSeq, a predicted model, not a curated record